GGCUCUUCUUUAUCUGUCUGUGUGUCUCCAAGUCAAAAUUUUUUUUCUCUCUUCUCUGAUAAAGUAAUUUUUUUAAUACUAACUUAUCAAGAAAUUAACGAAAUAUUUCUACGCUUUAUUGUUUCACUAAGAUAUAUGGUGAGAUAUGGCCAUGAAAGACACUGCGUUACGCUUAUAUUUGUAAAAAACAGCAAGGAAACAAAAGAGAAAGAAAGAAGAAAAAAAAUGCCUGGUCGAAACCUUUAAAAACCAGACAAAAAUGCCCUGAUCUGUUUACAUUGUCUUAAAAACGUUUUCUUGUGAUGAAUGGUUGAGCAAUCGGAAUUAUAGUAAUAGUAAUAAUAAUAGUAAUAAUAUUUAUAGUGAGAGCCGAGAGGACAAAACUGUGUUAUUCAAAGUAUAUGUGUUGCUGAAUUAAUUAACCGAUUUCGAAAAAGACGAAUCAAAAUACAUAACAAUAGAAACAGUUGAAGAAUUAUUUCAAAACUCUCCGUAAAUUAUUAACACAUAUGACAAGGAGAAGAGUGCUAAAGGAAAUUCUUGAAAUGAAGCCUUCAAGUAUAACCAGCCCAGACUGUUCCUGAUAUGGAUGUUACUCGAGUUCAUCAGAAACUUUCCUUGAAAACUCCAUCUGGAAUGAGCUUCUAUCUAUUUCAGUGCAUGUUAUGCUGUUGAACUGCUUGUUGCAAUUGUGGCUGCUGCAUCAAAACAACAACCUGGUCUGCACAAUUGCACCUUACUUACAGCUGGAGUGUAGCUACAAGCAUUCAGACUGAAGAUGAAUGAGAAAGUUGUCGGGUCCAUGCCCCCUGCACCUCCAUUUGCACAUCAUGCUGGAGAGGAUAUGUGCAGUGGCAUGCAGUAUGCACCACCGAGCUGUGAGCUGCGCCAGCACUCACAGUCCCUGCAUGCCCACUCCCACCCCCAUUCUCACACCCACCCCCACCAUCACCACCACCAUCACCAUCAUCCUAACCAUGCCGGUUGCCACCCCCAGCAACAGCAUGGAAGCUCUCACAAUCUGAGUCGCAUGCCCUGUUCCUCUGAAUCCUCAGCCAACACCAGCAACAACACAAGCAGCGGCAACAACAUGGGUACCGAGAGCAACAACAAUAACAAUGCUAGCAACAACUCCAGCUGGGAUAACUAUGGCAAGCCCUAUGCUAUUCAGAGUGGUGGCGGAUCCAAGUCUCCUACCCACUCUCACUCAGGUGUGAUGCCUCCACCGGGGCCGUCAUCCUCGUCAUCGUCAUCUUCAACACCAUCGACAACAACAACAACACCAUCAUCAGCAGUAUCCCCUUUAAGAGUGACAGGCAGUGGUGGGCCUUGCUCCUCUCCCCCUACCUCUGACAUACUACCCAGUGGCCACCACAUAUCAAACCGAACCCCAUCAUCGCAGUCUGCACACCAUGUUCACAUGCAUGGCAAUGAAAACAGCAGCAUUAACAACAAUGCCAACAACCACCAUCACCACCACCACCACCAUCAUCAUCAUCAUCACGGUCAACAAUCUCAACAACAACAGCAACAACAACAACAGCCAACUGCUACAGAGCAGCGAGAGAAGCCCUACCACUGUGAUGUCUGUAUGAAGAAAUUUGCACGCCGAGACACACUUCAAUGCCACAAACGCACCCACACUGGCGAGAAACCAUUUCAUUGCGAGUCGUGCCCCAAACAGUUUGCACGACGUGACACCCUCAUUUGCCACAAGCGCACCCACACCGGCGAAAAACCGUUUCGUUGCGAUUUUUGCAGCGAACAGUUUGCGAGGCGUGACACGCUCCGUUGUCAUAGGAGGACCCACACCUGCGAGAAACCCUUUCACUGCGACUUCUGCAUUCAGCAGUUUGCCCGCGGUGACACUCUGCAGAUCCACAAGCGGACUCAUACCGGCGAGAAGGCCUUCGCCUGCGACGUCUGCGGAGAUCGUUUCGCCCGUCGCGACACGCUCAUCUGUCACAAGAGGACCCACACCUUUGAGAAACCAUUCCGCUGCGACUACUGCAUCCAACAGUUUGCGAGACGAGACACUUUGCAGAUCCACAAGCGGACUCAUACCGGCGAGAAACCAUUCAGUUGUGAGGCGUGCGGCAAGCAGUUCGCUCGCACGGACAAGCUGCAAAGGCACAAGCGAACGCACGCUCAGUUCCGAAACGCUCACCACAACAACCAUUCCCACCCCCACCCCCAUCCCACCCCGGCUGCAAUGUCAUUCAUGCAGAACAACUUUCUGAAAGGUUCUUCGUACAAAAACAUGAAAGAAUACUCCUCCCAGGUGAGCAAUCACUUAUGGCAAGCCCUGUACUCGCUGGUGCUGUUUGCUUCAGUUGCUGCUGGCAGAGAAUUAUUUAAUUUUUUUGUUAAAAAAGCUGCAAUUGUUGCCGAAAAUAUAAAUUAUUAUAAAAUGGUGGAUGUUGUAGGUUCUAGUGAAAUAAGUACAGAUUUGCAAACCUUGGCUAAAAAUGUUAACCAAAAUGCCAAUUUAGCUCUAACAGGAAACACCCUUAUUGCACAAACACCUACUGUGACAAAUGUUUCUUCUAGCAGGCAGAAGCCUUCUAGCUGUGAUUUAUGUGGCAAAGUGUUCAGUCGUUAUGACAACUUAGAACGCCACCGUCGCAUUCACCAAGGUGAAAAGCUGUAUCACUGUGAUAUAUGCAGCAAGUCUUUCGCCCAAAGUUCCUAUCUAAAAGUUCACCGGCGAACGCACAGUGGAGAACGUCCAUUCAAAUGUAACAUUUGUGGCUAUGCCUUUAGCCGGAGUGACCACCUUGUCCGACACAUACGGACUCAUCAUGCUAACCAACAAUUUGUUACAAACAGCAAAAGCUGUCUCAAUACACAUGCCAAUCAACAAUUGUCAGGACAGAGUGCUUCAAACGGCCAAUGCAUGGAUAGCUGCAACAAUAAUCACAACAAUCAUUUUCAGUCAAAUGCUGUUGCCUGUAGGUGCCCAGUGAAUGAUUGCUCAAGUUGUAAAGAGGCCUGUCCAGAAGACUCUUACAACUGUAGUAUGGGCUGUGAAAUGGGACAGUUCUCUUCACAAGAACACCAGCAUGUAACUAGCAAUAGCAAAGCUCAUCGGAGUAUUCAGUCAUGCCAGGGAUCUGCACAGCGGGCUGGCAGCAAUCCUUUCAACUGUGAUAUUUGCUGGAAAGCUUUUUCACAGACAUCCCAUGUGAACAUCCACAAGCGUAUCCACGCAGCGGUGUUACCUUAUAGAUGUCAUCUGUGUGGCAAGUCUUUCUCCCGUCAGGACAAUCUGAAACGACACAUCAUCACACACAAAGGGUUGAAACUCUAUUCAUGCAAGGUGUGCAACAAGGCAUUCUCUCGACGUUCUUAUCUCAAAGUGCAUCAUCGAAUACAUUCUGGAGAGCGGCCAUAUAGGUGCACCAUAUGUGAUUAUGCUUUUUCCCGAAAUGAUCAUCUCAUUCGACACAAUCGGCCAAAUAAAGGGGAAAGAAAAUUCAGCUGUGUCCCAUUACAUAACAAGGAUGGUUAUCAAGGUUCCUCUGUCGGUUGUGGAUCACAAGAACUUCUACAACACCAUCUGAAUGACUCUACUGAUCAAAUACAUAAUAAUGAUGAAAAUGUCAACAGAAUUGCAAAUGAAGAAGCAGCUGAUAAUAACAGUAACAACAAUAAUGCUACCGACAUUUCUUGUUCGGAGAGCUUUGACCCAAACAUCACCACUACUACCCCUACCACCACCACCACCACUACCACUGCCAACAACAUUUCUCAGCACUUGACACCAUGUUUGCAGCAACCAGGUCCUGCGUUGACAUCUGAAACUGCAGACACUGAAGAGUUAGCAGCGUCAGGCCACCAACAACUUCAUCAUAUCACCAGUGUUCCCAUCACUCAAAUAUUCCCCACUAUUCAAAUGUCUCCAUCAACUUCACAGAUUUUCCCAGCUAUUCAAAUGGCAGCCACCCACAUGUACCCAAUAAACACCCAGAUUGGCCCAACACAGCCUGUUGCUACGAAGAACAUUGCCGAAGCAAACAAGACUUUAUAAAAUGCUCCCUUACCCCCAAGAGGGGCAUUAAAAGAAGGGUGGUCUUUUAUUUAUUUAUUUAUUUUUUUUUUUUGGUGGCACCAUACACUGAAUCAUUGGUUUAUGUUGUAAUUUCUGGUGUCGGUUGUUUAUUCCAGAUGUUGAAAUACCAUGUUUUCUGGUGUUCACAUCUGUUGUUGCUGUUGUUGUUGCUGUUAUUGUUGUUUCAUUUACCAAAUAUGGUCAAAAUUUUAAUCUUUUAGACUGGUUGUUUUUGUUGUGUUUGUUCCACUGAUUCCUUCUCAAAUGUUGAGAGCAGGGAUCAAAAGUUUGUUAACGAAAAUUUAAGAAAAAGAACAAAGCAAAAAAAAACAAUAUUUAUAAAAAAUAUAUUUAUUUCUCACUCCAACCCUACCCCUGCCCAAUCACCCCACCCCCUGUUGUUUUAACCCCUUUUACUACUGUAUCUGACUACAGUUGAAAAAUAAAACUUGUUUCAUUUAUCA
Octopus sinensis (East Asian common octopus) is the source of this 4515-nucleotide messenger RNA. Its product is annotated as zinc finger protein 808-like. The record is from RefSeq and is a predicted model, not a curated record. The transcript is spliced from 4 exons. The coding region runs from base 779 to 4030 and encodes 1083 amino acids. NCBI's taxonomy places the organism in Eukaryota, Metazoa, Mollusca, Cephalopoda, Octopoda, Octopodidae.